UCGAUUGCCUUGUUAGUUAAUAUCUCCAAUGACAAGAAGGAGAAGAAUUCAUGUUUUUCCACGAAGCACAGGGCUUCUGAGAGGAAAAGACACAAGAUAUGAAAAACAUUCUCCUCACCUUACCUUCAUAUCACCAUGACUCGUCACCUAGGAGGAGAUAAGUUUAUAACAUCUUUUUGGAGUGUCGAAACAGAUAAUAAUUAAUGGGGGAAAAAAAAAAAGAAAAUGAAAAUCAGUGUGACAGCGUUUAUACCAUAAACAAAACAGAAGAUUCGGACUUUGGUGGCACUAACAAGGCGGACAACUCAACCCUCCUCCUCCUCCGGUAAAAGAGAGGCUGAAAGCGCUGUAUUUACUCUACUCAACAAACUGAACACCAGCUACUGGUAACGCAGAUACGGAUCAAAGUCAAAUGCUUUGGAGUUUGGAGUACUUGUUCGAAGCUCCAUCAAUGGCUGAUCCCAACCUCGCCUAUCUAUCUUUCCUCCUUCUUGUCCCUCUAUCUAUCCUCUUCUUCCUCUACCUCAUAGUCCGGCCACGCCCCGUCAGGAUCCCAAUCAAGAACCGCCAUGUGUUCAUAACCGGUGGAUCCAGCGGGAUCGGCCUCGCCCUGGCUCACCAGGCCGCUUCGGAGGGCGCGCGCGUCUCCAUCCUUGCCCGGUCCCUCGACAAACUUGAGGACGCGAAGCAGGCGAUCCGGCUCGCCACCGGCAUCGACGUGGCUGUGUUCGCGGCCGACGUGCGGGACUACGACGCCGUCACGAAGGCCGUGGAGGAGGCGGGGCCCAUCGACGUGUUGAUCGUUAAUCAGGGGGUGUUCGUGCCUCAGGAGCUGGAAAGGCAGGGAUUGGAUGAGGUGAAGUUCAUGGUGGACGUGAAUCUGAUUGGAGCUUUCAAUAUGAUCAAAGCCGCUUUGCCUGCGAUGAAGCUUAACCGAAGCGUCCGUGGGCCCGCCUCCAUCGCUCUCAUGUCGUCCCAGGCCGGCCAGGUGGGUAUAUACGGUUACACAGCUUAUUCAGCCAGCAAGUUUGGGCUUCGGGGUUUGGCAGAGGCUUUGCAACAGGAGGUCAUUGCGGAUGACAUCCAUGUCUCUCUUAUAUUCCCACCGGACACCGACACUCCCGGUCUAGUCGAAGAAAACAAGAGAAGACCACAGCUCACGGCCAUCAUUGCAGCCUCCUCUGGUGCAAUGAAAGCUGAUGAAGUUGCCAUGAAAGCUUUAAGUGGCAUCAAAUCUGGUAGCUUUAUUGUUCCCUGCAACUUCGAUGGUCUGUUACUGUCUAUAGCAACUGCCGGUUUAUCACCCCAGAGAUCAUUCCUGAUGGCAUUUGUCGAAGUUGUUGCCAUUGGUAUAAUACGUUUUGUAGCUCUAUGCUACCAGUGGAACUGGUAUCGAAGUAUAGAAAAGUGGACGCGCAAAAAUAGGUUCAAAUUCAUCGAAUUGUUUCUAUAGGCAACCUCAGAAACCAGUCUUUUGUUUCAGGGACCUAAAAGUUCACGCUGCUUUCUGUGGGUGUGAAUACCUUGGGUGUUGGGAUGGCGGCUGUCAGUUCAGUUCUGCUGAUUACCAUCAAAGUUAUUACCACAUUGAUUCUUUUCCACGUUGUACGCAGCUAUGAACUCCCUAUGCAUGUUGUGUUAACAUAUCGGUCAUCUUGUGAUUGCUCUUAUGAUGCCGCUCUAUCUGAGCUAUUGUUUUUUCUCAACGAUAAUCUCGUAAAAGAGAUUAAGGACAAUAUUAACAAAUAUUUUAAGAUUUUUAAUUACAAUACUUCCGCUUA
This is a messenger RNA of Carya illinoinensis, 1781 nucleotides long. Its product is annotated as 3-dehydrosphinganine reductase TSC10A-like. The record is from RefSeq and is a predicted model, not a curated record. Lineage: Eukaryota; Viridiplantae; Streptophyta; Magnoliopsida; Fagales; Juglandaceae. Gene Ontology annotation, cellular component: endoplasmic reticulum membrane. The coding region runs from base 413 to 1453 and encodes 346 amino acids. Gene Ontology annotation, molecular function: 3-dehydrosphinganine reductase activity. The transcript has 5 exons. Gene Ontology annotation, biological process: sphingolipid biosynthetic process.